AUGGUGACGGACUGGCUGCUUCCGCUGCUAGUCGUCCUAUCGUCUUGUAGGGCUCAUGUACUGGCUCCGAUUCAGAUAACUAUAUCACAUCGAAAGCCUAUCGUGGCAACCUCAACCUGCGGAGAAGUUAAUGGACAACCGAUCAAAGAAGUGUUUUGCUCUUUAGCUGGUUCGAAUCAGUAUUCACCGUACUCACAGUAUUCCUAUAAGGAUGACCAGAAAUCGGACAAUGAUAUCAUUCAAGAAAUGAGAAAUCCUCGGGAAGCCAUGUUCCUUGGAGGGCACGGUUGCGCCCACUGCGAAGCUGGUACUCGUGAUGCUCAUCCCGCUACUGCUAUGGUUGAUGGUAAUACAAGUUGGUGGCAGUCCCCACCAUUGAGCCGUGGAAUGCAAUACAAUGAAGUCAAUAUCACGAUUGAUUUGGAGCAGGAAUUCCAUGUCGCCUAUGUCUUUGUUCAUAUGGCCAACUCACCUAAGCCCAGCACCUGGGUUUUGGAACGCUCCUCUGAUCUUGGAAAAACAUUCAAACCUUGGUAUUAUUUUGCGGUAAAUCCGGCAGAAUGCAUGAGACGUUUUGGAGAGGAUUCAUUAUCUCCCAUUGUCAAUGAUGAAGACGUUAUCUGUAGAUCUGACUUGUCAAGCAUUCAACCCCUGGAAAACGCUGAAAUUUUAAUUAACCUACUGGAACAUCGACCUUCUAAAAACAACUUCACUGCUUCUGAGGCUUUGCAAAACUUCACUAGAGCCACUAAUGUAAGACUCAGGCUGCUAGGAACAAGAACACUCCAGGGCCAUUUGAUGGACCUAAACGAAAAAAGAGAUCCUACCGUCACAAGACGAUAUUUCUAUGGUAUCAAAGAAAUUAGCAUUGGAGGCAGAUGUGUCUGUAACGGUCAUGCCGCUACUUGUGAUAUUUUGGAUGCCAAUAGACCUAGGGCUCUUCUUUGCCGAUGCGAACACAAUACAUGUGGAGAUAUGUGUGAAACCUGCUGUCCAGGAUUCGUCCAAAAGAAAUGGCAACCAACAACACCUCAUAACAACUUCUCUUGUGAACCUUGUAACUGUUUCGGAAGAUCGAAUGAAUGUGUUUAUGAAGAAGAAUUAGAUAUUCUAAAAAAAUCACUAGAUAUUCAUGGAGUCUAUAAAGGAGGAGGACGGUGCAUCAACUGCAGAGAUUAUACAACUGGCAUUAACUGUAACGAAUGUGUCACUGGCUUCUACAGACCUAAUGGUGUGCAAUGGUCUGACACAAUGCCUUGCAAACCUUGCAACUGCGAUCCUUCUAAGCAUACAGGAUCUUGCUCAGAGGGUGAUGGCAAAUGUGAGUGCCAACCACGUUUUGAAGGAGAAAAUUGCGACAGAUGUGCGAAGGGAUAUUAUGAUCCUCCUGAGUGCAAAAAAUGCGAAUGUGCUGUGGACGGAACUUACAACGAAACUUGCUUGCCUAUUGAUGGGCAAUGUCCUUGUAAACAAGGUUUUGGAGGAACUUUCUGCGAGACCUGUGAUUCUGGAUUUACUAACUUCACUGCAGGGUGUCUUGGGUGUGUCUGCAAUGAUGUUGGAUCAGAACAUAGCAACUGCUCUACGGAGACGGGUCAAUGCGUAUGCAAAUCUGCCUUCAGCGGACUGAGCUGUGAUAAAUGUCAACUCGGAUAUUACGGAUUUCCCAAUUGUACUUAUUGUAACUGCGAUCCCGUCGGUACAGAAGGCGGUCAGUGUGAUCAAUCCACCGGGCAAUGUUUGUGCAAAGAAGGUUACGUGGGAGACAGAUGUGACAAAUGUGAUGUCGGUUAUUAUGGCUAUCCAAACUGUCAAUCAUGUACUUGCGAUGGCGCUGGAUCGAGCUCUCCUAUCUGCGAUGCUUCAUCUGGUCAAUGUCCUUGUUACGGAAACUUCACAUCACGCACUUGCGACAAAUGUGCUGCUGGAUACUAUGACUAUCCUAACUGCAAAACUUGCUCUUGUUUGAUUGAAGGAGCUAAAGGCCAAAGUUGCGAUAACGAUGGUAAUUGUUAUUGUAAAGGCAAUUUCGAAGGCGAACGUUGUGAUCGUUGUAAGUCAAACUUCUACAACUUCCCUGCUUGCGAAGAAUGUAAUUGUAACCCUGCUGGAGUAACUCUUGAUUUUGCUGGUUGUGACAAGGUCGCUCCUGGAGAGUUGUGUUCAUGCAGAGAAAACGUUGUUGGUCGUAUUUGUGAUCAGUGUAAGCCAAAAUUCUGGGAUCUUCAAUACACUCAUGAGGAGGGAUGUGUUCAAUGUGGUUGUCAUCCAAAUGGAACACUUUCUGAUAUUCAGAUCUGCGACAUCAAGAGUGGCCAAUGUUUAUGUAAGAGAAAUGCAGGAGGUAGAACUUGCGACCGUUGUGCUGAAGGUUUCUAUAACUUGCAAGGAUUUAACCAACUCGGAUGCGAAACUUGCGACUGCGAUAUUGGAGGAGCAGUUAGGGGAGAUUGUGACAUAAUUACUGGGCAAUGUCGUUGUCGUCCCAGAAUUACUGGACGUAAAUGUGACAAACCGAUUGAAAAUCAUUAUUUCCCAACUCUUUGGCAUAAUCAGUACGAAGCGGAGGAAGGACAUACUGAAGAUAACAAGCCUGUUCGCUUUGCUGUUGAUGGAGUUGAAUUCAAGAACUUCAGCUGGCGUGGUUAUGCUGUGUUCUCUCCUAUUCAAGAAGUUCUUAUUCUCGAAGUUGAUAUCACAAAGUCCUCAGUGUACCGAUUGCUUCUAAAAUAUAAGAAUCCUACUCCUGUCCAAAUUACAGCUGAUGUCACCUUAUCCCCCCGUGCGUUGAGCUCACAUGAUCAAGAGCAAAAAGAAAAAGUUACUUUUGCUCCUUCCAAUGAUCCCCAAAUCAAGGAAGUCACUGUCAAAGGUAAACCCUUCGUCAUGAAUCCUGGAAGAUGGGCCCUCAAAAUAGCAACUAAACAGAGACUGUAUCUGGAUUAUGUUGUUGUUUUACCGGCGGAGUACUAUACUGGCGCCAUCAUGAAGGAAAGGGCACAUCCUGCUUGCCACUCAGAUUCCAUUCCCAACUCAACAUGUGUCAAUUUGAUGUACCCUCCUAUUCCUAGUUCUGCAAGGGCUGAUGUUUCUGCUCAAAAGAAUACAUUUAAAUAUGUGAAUUACGAUGGCUCAACAACUGACAUAGAACUCGAACCUAUCGAAAUCUUACCUGAAAUUAUUGGACCUGCUGCUUACAUCCAAGCUGGGGAAGAUCCAAAAGUCAUUGAGGCUAGAAUUAACAUUGAAGAAGGGGAUGAUUACGUCAUCGUAGUUGAAUAUCAUAAUGGUGAUAAAACAUCUUUCCCUGUGGUUUUGGAUAUUGCUCAAGAUGGGUUGACUCGUUUUAAUGGGUCUGUCAAGAUUCAGCAUUGUCCUUUCACAACCUUCUGCCGUGAAGUAGUAACGGAUGAUGGAAUAAUUCAAACUUCUUAUUUGGAAGAAGGGGAAGCCAUUAUUCAGAUUCGCGUUGAUGCUAUGAACCAAUUUGGUUUGGCUGCUGUUAAUUUGAUUAGAAAGUCUGAUUGGAACAUUGAUUAUCUCCAACAAGUUCCUGUAUGUGUGAGAAAGAAUGGAAAAUGCGUGCCCCAGGAAUAUCCUCCAGCCGCAAACUCUAUUGUUGCUGAGGCUAGUGCCGGACCUAAUCAGGAAAAAUCUGUUUCGGGAGAAAAACUACCAUUCCCGAUUGCCAAUCCUAAAGAAGUCAGAGUUGUUCCACUUGAUGAAACUCGUGCCACUUUCGACAUCUCAGGAUUUGUUCCCACAAAAGGACAUUACAUGUUCCUCAUUCACUAUUACAAUCCGGACAACGCUCCACUCGUACUUCGAGGCCUCGUCAAUUAUCCCGAUCGUUUUAAUGAGGGAAAUGUGUCUUUGGCGUAUUGCCCUUCAUUCAGUGGGUGCUUGGCUAUCUUCUAUGAUAAGGAGAGACCUGAGAUCAAGCAGUUUGUUGUUGAGGACAAGUACUCUAUGACUCUAUAUUAUAACUCAUCUCAGAAGGGGCCUAUCUAUAUCAAAUCUGUCACCCCAGUGCCUUACCAAUCAUUCUCUGAAAUGUUACUGACACCUCUACCUAUCGAUGUUUCAGCUGAGUUUGUCCAAAAUUGUAGAGAAAACUUCUUUGAAAACUCACCUAGCACUGUUUCCGAUUUUUGCCGUGAUAAAAUUUUCUCAUUGACAGCUGACUUCAAUUCUGCUGCUUUCUCAUGCGAUUGUAACGCUAAGGGUUCGGAAUCAUUCUGUUGUGACGAGUACGGUGGACAAUGUAAAUGCAAAGCUAACAUAAUUGGUCGUCGCUGCGAUCGAUGUGCUCCUGGUUAUUAUGGUUAUCCUGAAUGUAUCAAAUGUAAGUGCGGGGAAGGACAGCUUUGUGACGAGCAUACUGGACAGUGUUAUUGUCCUCCUCAUGUAGAAGGUGAAACUUGUGGUUCUUGCGUUGGUAAUGCAUUUGGUUAUGAUAGGCUUAUUGGAUGUGAACUUUGUGGUUGUCAUCCACAAGGGUCAGAAUCAGGCUCAUUACAAUGUGAUUCUCUGAAUGGCCAAUGUCUCUGUCGCGAAUCUGUAGGAGGACGUGUUUGUGAUCGUUGUCUUGCUGGGUUCUACGCUUUCCCUCAAUGUUAUGAAUGUCGCUGUAACAAAGCGGGAACUACUCAAGAAAUCUGUGAUCCCAAAACAGCUACAUGCCAAUGUAAAGAUAAUGUGUAUGGACCUGGCUGCGAUACCUGCAAAGCAGGAACGUUCCAUCUCACUAGUGAUAAUCCUCUUGGAUGUAUCGAUUGCUUCUGCUUUGGUAUAACCGGUCAAUGUAGAUCGAGCAUGUUCCCUGUUGUCUUCGAAAAUAUUGAUCUCGCUGGAUUCAUUACAACAGAUCUUACUGGACAGGUAUCCACAUCUGAUGACGUUAUAACGUACACCUCGAGCGAAACUUCUGAGAGUACAUACUUCAUAGUGCCUAUAAUCAAUGGAAAUGACUAUACUACAAGUUUUGGCUUAAUGCUCUCCGCAAAAUUAUCUGUUACUCCUCGUAAUCCGAACAAUCGUGCUAUUAGUACAACUGCCGACAUUCGCUUGUAUGGAAACAAUAUCACCGCAGAGUUCUGGCAAGAGGAACAGCCUUCUAACCCCGAACAAACUUUCGCAGUCCGUGCUCGUCUUGUGCCGGAAAAUUUUAUGUACAAUGGAGAACGGCCAAUCACUAGAGAAGAACUGAUGAUGCUUCUGAAUGAUCUUCAGAAUAUAACUAUAAAAGCAUCAUACUUUGAAGAAACUGCUUCUGCAACUCUAUUAGAAUUUGCGCUUGAAAAGUCUGUCAACGAUCAUACAGUUGACUCUGUUGUAAGAGCGUCAUCUGUAGAACAAUGUAACUGUCCUGCCCCUUAUACCGGACCAUCUUGCCAACAAUGUGCUACCGGGUACUAUAGAGUCGAGGGAAAUUAUUUGGGAGCCUGUGUUCCAUGCGAUUGUAAUGGUCAUUCUGGUUCUUGCGAUUCACUCACUGGAAAGUGCUUCGACUGCGAAGACAAUACUCACGGAGAUCAUUGUGAACUUUGUAAUGAAGGCCAUUACGGUGAUGCUACAACCGGCUCUCCCUAUGCAUGCAUGCCUUGCCAAUGUCCUUAUGCUCCUGACAAUAACUUUGCUACUACGUGCCAAGUUUCCGAAUAUGGAGAGUUACUCAGUUGUAAUUGCAAACCCGGUUACACUGGAGAGAGAUGUGAUCGCUGUUCCGCUGGAUAUUUUGGAGAACCUAAUCGCCCAGGAGGAUCCUGCCAGCCCUGCAAUUGUAACGGAAAUAAUAAUCUCACUGACUUCGGAAGCUGUCACCCUGUCUCCGGAGACUGCUUCAACUGUGAGAAACAUACUGUGGGUCGUCGCUGCGAGUGGUGUGAACCUUGGUUCUAUGGAGAUGCUGUAUCGGAUAAAAACUGUGCUUCGUGCUCUUGCGACCAAUGUGGCUCCAAUAGAUGUGACAAUCAAUCUGGUAACUGUACCUGUAAACCAAAUGUGGAAGGAGAGAACUGUAAUCGUUGCGCACCUGAUCACUUCGGUUUCUCCAAGUGCCGUGGAUGCGAACCCUGUCAUUGUGGACAAGCGUCAUCAUCUACUCAAUGUCAUGCCGAUAGCGGUCAGUGCGCUUGCCGUCCUGGAGCUGCAGGUCUUCGUUGUGAGCACUGCGAACACGGGUUCUGGAACUAUGACGUUCACGGAUGUCAAAAAUGUGACUGUGAAGCCGAUUUAUCUAUGGGUACCGUAUGUGAUGUAAGAACUGGACAAUGUCAUUGUCAAGAAGGAGCUACAGGACCCCGCUGUGAUCAAUGCGAAAAGAGUUAUCUCCGUAUACCAACAAUGGGUUGUAGACGAUGUGAUGAAUGCGUUCAUCAUUUGAUCGCUGACACGGAUCUUCUCUCAAUUCAAUUCGGACUUCUGAAUACUUCGAUCGGUAACAUAUCAUCCGCCACUGUAGUUGGAGCUAGACUUAGCAGAAGCAAGAAGGCCCUUACUAAUCUUGUUGAACUAUCACAGAUAUUAACAAACUCCGAUAAUGAAUACAAUAACUUCAUUGGUGAUGCACGAAUUGUUCUAACAUCGGAAUCGAACUUAUUCAUCAACGCCAACCGUUCUUUCGCUGUGAGUAGCGACUACUCUCAUCGUGUUAGAAAUGUUUCUGAAGACGCAGAAGAUAUCUUACAAGACAUAAGAGAUCGCAUCGACUAUUCUAAGACGGUUAUUAAUUCCAUUCAUACUCUUGCGGAAGCUAUAGGAAGUCAAUCGUCUGCUCUCAACAUUGAUCCUCAUUGGAUAAAGGAUGCAGAGCAAAUUCUGAAAGAUUUGGAAGUUGCAGGAGCUGUGUCUCCACCUGAUGUUGUUAAAAACAUCCCAGAAUACAUGCUGAAAUUGAAGGCUAAUUUGGAAAGAUUCAAAGAGAAAAUGACCAUGAUGAGAAAGAAGGUAGAGGCUACCAAAGCCAAGUCUGACGAGAUCUCAAACUAUCUUUCUGAAACUCAAAAGCUUCUGAAAGAUUCGAAAAAGAAAAGUGAUGCUACAAUCAAGGCUGCUCAACAACAGUCUCUCUUCACGUUGGAAGGAUUGGCUAGUGCAAUCAACAAUGAUGUUGAAAAGCUAAUGGAAACCCGGAGAGAUGUUAGUACUCUCAUACUCGAUAUAAACAACAAGACUGAAACAAUGAGAGACGCGUUUGAAGGGAUAACUAACUCUCUCAACAUUCUGGUGGAUAUACGAGCUGAAGUACAAGAAGCCGUAGAAACCAGAGGAUUGAAGAGAGCCAAGAGAGAACCUAUGGAUAUCUCCCCCAUGAAAGAGAAGGUCUCUGAAAUUGCAGCGGAGGCUUCCAAUUUAGAAUCUAUUUUCGUUUCUGCACGCCAGGAAUCUAAGGCUGCUAUUGAAGCAGCUACAGCUUAUCAAAAUCUGACCGAUAGCUUAGCUUCGGCCCAGUCCAACUCACAAGAUGCUAUCGAACUAAUUGACGAGAGACAAGAAAAUAUAGAAGGAGUUCAAUCAGAAGUGUCGAAAGUUCAUACCAAAUCGCUAUCACUCUCGAAGGAAGCUGAUGAUCUUCAGAGAGAGGUGUUGAACGAACUCCAACGUAAAGCUGAUGCCACGGAUAGAGAUAUUGAGAGGCUCACACAACAAUUGGAUGGCAUGAGACAGUUGCGAAAUUCCGUACACAGUAGCCUUUCUUCACCAUUAAAAGAUGAUAUGAUGGCUGAUAUCGAGGACAGGGUGAACCAAGUUCAGUCAUACAAGAAUAAUUUGAACGAAGCUCUUGAAUCGGCUAGGAAGGAAAUAAGUGAGACAAAGGUUCAAGCUGAUACUGUUAUAGCCAAGCAAACCGACGCUGUUCAAGCUAUUAAGCAAGCAAGAAACAACAUCAAGGAGCUCAAAGAUCUCUCAGAAACAUUAAGGAAAUCUUUCGAUAAAAUGUCAGAUGCUCGUAAUCAGAAGUCGAAUAACGUUGAAGUCGCUCAAGAGAAGCUCAACCAUGUUAAAGAAAUCAUCGCUGUCGCUCGUGACGCCGCCAAUAGAGUCCGCUUAGGUGCACACUUCGAAUCUGGAAGCAGUCUUGAUUUGAAUCUACCUAUAAGAGUUUCUCAAUCUGCAGCCCAUACAGACAUUUCUUUCUACUUCCGUACUCAAUAUCCCAAUGGAAUACCAUUCUUCUUCGGUAAUGAAGAAGGCUCUGCUGGAACAAGAGCCGUUCCUACAGAUGAUUAUAUUGCAGUCGAGAUUGAGCAAGGGACUCCUAAAGUCACGAUAGACUUGGGAGAUGAGCCUUUGGUGAUAAAGUUAGAAACCAGAGUUGUAGAUAAUCUAUGGAGGAAAAUUGAAGUAGAACGUAUUGGUAAAUCUGCCACUGUUACUUUGAGUAAGCCAAAUGGAGAAGAUGUUGCUGAAACCAAGAAAGCUUCCUCUACCGGAAACAAGAGUGUUUUGAAUCUACAUCAAACACAAAGCCGUCUUUUUGUUGGUGGAAUACCUGCCAAGUCUCAGAUCGAUCGUUCUGUUCGUAAUCGUUUAUUCUAUGGUGAUAUUGAAGAGCUUCUUCUUCAUGGAGAGCCUGUUGGCUUGUGGAAUGCUCGCAAUGGAGGAAUGGUUAAUGUGAAUGGUGCUCCUCGUCGCUACAGAUCAGACGGAAGUUCUUCUAACACAGGCGUUUCUCUGAACGGCGAAGGAUACAUCGUGCACGAUCUUGGACAUUGGAACCCGCGCAAGAAAACCGUACUCUCGUUGCAAUUCCUCACAUAUUCUCCUGAGGGUUUACUCUUCUACAUAGGCAAAGAUAGCGACUUCAUGUCUAUCGAACUUAGUCUUGGAUCCAUCAAGUUGUCUGUUGACUUUGGUUCUGGAGUCGGCCAAUGGACAACCGAUAGCUCAGAAUACAACAAUGGAAAAUGGCACACCGUUUCUAUCAAUCGCGAUGGUGUGCAUUUGAAAUUAGAGGUCGAUGGAAAAACCGUCGCCGAGGGUGAUGCACCUGGCGAACAGUUCGAGAUGAGUGUAACGGAUAAAUUUUACCUGGGUGGUAUCCCCAGCGGCGUCAGCACUAGAUCUCCUGUUGUUCCUCUUCGCGGAUGCUUACGAGCAGUUCGCCUCGGAUCUGAUGAGCUCGACCUACUUGGUCGUGGUGUGAGUGCAAGCAAAGGUUUGAGAAGUACAUGUCCUCUUGGAAGUGUUAGAACGGUAUCUAUUUUGUCUGAGAGAUCGUCUGCUGUUUUCGAAAACAUGCCCAGUAGAGAGGAAGCUGAAGUUACACUUCGUUUUAAAACUCGUGAACAGAAAGGACUUCUUCUGAAUGUCCGAAGUGAAGAAGACGAUCAUUUACUUCAACUUGAAAUUGAUAAUGGACAACUUAUGGUCUCUGCCGGAGAAGAUAAACUGACUGUUGAAGUCGCAUCUGCGUCUGAUGAACAAUGGCAUUUUGUUUCUGUUCGAAAGGGCAAAUCUAUACUUCGAGUUGACGUCGAUGACAUAUAUUCGCAGCAUAUUGAUAGACAUCAAACUGUUGAAGAAAACGGUGAAACUGCAAGUAUAGUGUUCGGUAAACAAGCUGACGGAAGUUCGUUUGUUGGAUGUGUAGGAGAUGUUACUUACAAUGGAGAACUUCUGGACUUUGCCAAGGCAAAAAUACACGAGGUUUCCCUCACAGGAUGUUCCCUGAAAGACGAUGAAAUCAAAACAACGGUAGCUACAAUAACAACUAGCACAACCCCCGUACCUAGUUCUGAUGAUGAUGCUGCGUUACAGCUUCGCCCUGAUGGCCACUGCGCUUUACCCAUUGUGCCACGGGGAAUUAAUUCUGAUUCUGAUGGACUACGAUUUGGAGGUGUACCUGGAUCUCGAGUCGAAUAUGAAGUCACGAACGAGUCCUUUGAUAAAACCGGAACCUUUACGCUGGACUUAUUAGCAACUGCGAACAGCGGUGUCAUACUGUUUGCUUCUAAUGAAAAGCAAUCUGAUCAUAUUGGUCUAUUCUUGGAGAAUGGAAGAGUUGUUUUCACGUAUAACAGUGGAAAUGGUGCCAAUGUGGUUCUGAAAUCGAAAAAAUCAGUUAUGGAUGGCAAAUGGCAUUCUAUAAAGGCAUCGAGAACAAGCACGGAGAGCCAUCUUGUUGUGGAUGAUGAGAGUGUAGAGAUUGAAAUAUCCUCGGUAGAGUCUAUUGAGACUAAGGCCCCAUUGUUCGUCGGAGGAGUACCAUCCGAACUUUCUGCCUACACUAGAACAAUCAUCGCGGGUGUUCGUUCUGAGUUUGGAGGUUGUAUCCGCGGUUUCAAGUUGAAUAAGAAGAUGCUUGAAAAUAAGCACGAAUAUGGCGUUCAGCAAUGCAGUUCUUUCACAGAAGACGGAAUGUUCUUCGGAGAGAAGGGAGGAUAUGCUAUUUUGAAAAAAGAAUACCAUGUUGGUCAAACUUUCAUUGCUGAUAUCGAAGUUCGUCCAAGAACCCAAGAUGCUGUCUUGUUCUCUGUUGGAAAAGUUGAAUAUUUGUCAGUUCAGAUAAAUAAUGGAUCUGUCAAGUUUACUAUUGACAGUGGAGCUGGUGCUGAGAGCCUUGUAUACAGCCCUAGUUCUGGUUCAUCUUUGUGCGAUGGCCACUGGCACUCAAUUAAGAUUAUGAAAAAGAAAAAUUUGAUGACGUUGACUGUUGAUGGGAAGAGUAAUCUUCAUAUUAUGAAAAAGAGCAAGAAACCUGAAACCGUAACUAAUGAUCCUAUUUAUUUGGGAGGACUUCCUGAUGGUGCUGAAGCCAAGGGUCUCGAUACUAAAGCUCCAUAUAUUGGAUGUCUUCGUAUUACUAACUAUGGAGAUAAGAAAACUCGUGUUAUUCGUCGUCGUAAGCAAAUUGAUGUUUCCAAGUUGGAAGUCUUCGGCGAUGUAUCAAAUAAGGGAUGCCCCGUCAAUUAA
Messenger RNA from Auanema sp. JU1783, 10917 nucleotides. NCBI's taxonomy places the organism in Eukaryota, Metazoa, Nematoda, Chromadorea, Rhabditida, Rhabditidae. The record is from the annotation of a GenBank genome assembly.